This is a messenger RNA of Tachyglossus aculeatus (Australian echidna), 306 nucleotides long. It is a transcript of the gene CMTM3, whose product is annotated as CKLF like MARVEL transmembrane domain containing 3. The record is from RefSeq and is a predicted model, not a curated record. Lineage: Eukaryota; Metazoa; Chordata; Mammalia; Monotremata; Tachyglossidae.
AUGUGGUUGCCUUUGGGGCUCCAGGGCCCCGGGGAUUUUCUGUGUUGCAUCACUGCUGCCAUCAUCUACUUUGCCAUCUCAAUCACAACAGUUUCCAAGUACAUGGACGGAGCCUUCAAAGCCACUGGAGUGCUUGGCUUCGUGGCAGUCGUGUACGCUGUGGAUUUCUACAUUAUUUUUAGUGACUUGGUCAAAUUUAUCAAACAAGGGGAUGCCAACAAAGACCCAGAUGUCCACAAGUCAGAAGCAGGGAUCCAGCCUGUCAGCACCCUCACCCCUAUGCAGCAGCUGCCAGGGAGCACUUGA